Messenger RNA from Serinus canaria (Common canary), 2200 nucleotides. It is a transcript of the gene SLC25A27, whose product is annotated as solute carrier family 25 member 27. The coding region runs from base 177 to 1145 and encodes 322 amino acids. Lineage: Eukaryota; Metazoa; Chordata; Aves; Passeriformes; Fringillidae. Gene Ontology annotation, biological process: response to cold. The record is from RefSeq and is a predicted model, not a curated record. The transcript is spliced from 9 exons.
GCAGCUGUGCAGAGCCGCUCGGGCUGCUGCAGUUCCCGGUGCUGGCGCUGUAGAAACAUGACCUUCUGCAGCUUGUCUCCUAAACCACCCCGAGCUGACCUGCGCUAGGGCCCGCUCCUGCUGCGGACACAGCCGGGCAGCGUGGCUGGUUACCCUCGGUUCAUGUGAGAUGCUAGAUGUCAUCUGCAGAAGAAGAGAGGAGCUUACCUCUUCCAGAGAGAUGGCCCCGAGCCAGCAAAUUCGCUCUGUCAGCCUGUGCAGCGGCUGUGGCAGAACUAGUGACAUUUCCCCUGGAUCUCACGAAAACCCGGCUGCAGAUCCAAGGUGAAGCUGCCGUGCGCCGCGGUGGAGCUGCGGCCGGGCCGGCGGUCCCGUACCGCGGGAUGCUGCGCACGGCGGCUGGAAUCGCGCAGGAGGAGGGGGUACGGAAGCUCUGGCAAGGAGCCACGCCGGCCGUCUACCGCCACAUAGUAUACACUGGUGUUCGGAUGGUUACUUAUGAACAUCUGCGUGACUCCGUGCUUGGCAGGGCAGAGGGUGAAAGCUUUCCUCUCUGGAAAGCUGUGGUUGGAGGCAUAUCUGCGGGUGCCAUUGGACAGUUUUUUGCCAGCCCAACUGAUCUGGUGAAGGUGCAGAUGCAGAUGGAGGGAAAAAGGAAGUUGGAAGGAAAGCCGUUACGGUUUCGGGGCGUGCACCAUGCAUUUCUGAAGAUUCUGUCUGAAGGAGGAGUAAGGGGACUUUGGGCUGGAUGGGUACCAAAUGUCCAGAGAGCUGCUCUGGUGAAUAUGGGAGAUCUGACCACUUAUGACACAGUGAAACACUUCUUGCUUCUGAACACAACACUUAUGGACAACAGUGUGACUCACAGUGUCAGCAGUGCCUGCUCUGGGCUGGUAGCAGCUGUUCUGGGAACUCCUGCUGACGUGGUCAAAACCCGGAUAAUGAACCAGCCAAGAGAUAAGCAGGGAAGAGGUCUGCUCUAUAAAUCUUCCAUGGACUGCUUGAUUCAAACUGUCCAGGGUGAAGGGUUUAUGUCUCUGUACAAAGGCUUUCUACCAACCUGGAUGCGAAUGGCACCCUGGUCACUCGUAUUCUGGCUUACAUAUGAACAAAUCAGAAGGCUGUGUGGAGUUACUUCUUUUUAAAACCUUCAAUAUUCACAGAGGAGUCAAAAAGCUGAAUUCUCAUUUCACAGGGUAGUACAAUCACAUGUAUAGCUUGUUGCUCCAAAUCCAGUUGUUACUGGUUGGGAACAGCCAUGACUUAAGGACACUAUUUGAUUGUUAGACUGCUACAUGAAUUUUAUAGUAUCCACAGGAUAAAAUUGUCACAACAAUACUUCAGCUACAGCCAGCAUCAACUUUCUGAACCAGCAAACAGGAAUAAAAAAAAAUCCUACCAAGCAAAUAGAACAUAAUACUGUCUGUUUUUUAGCUAAUGGAGAUAGUUUCUAUUGCUAAAAACACGAGCAGGUUGAUCAAUGCACUGAACAAGUUCUGUGGAUAAGCAUCUAUAAAAUUAUUUGGGAAUUUUUGUUGUUAAUUGCAUUUGCACACAGAUCAAGAACUACCUCUCGUAGUUUGAUGUGUCAGCAAACCAAGCCUCUAGUGCUAGAUAUUAAAAAAGAGAAAAGCAGUUUACCUGAUUCCAAAUCUGCUUUGCACAAAAAGUGGGAGGGUUUGUGUUUCUCUUACUUCCCAGAGACUGCCUGACCUCUCCACUCAACGCUUUGAGAAAGAUCAUGAUUGAAAUGCAGUCCUGUUCCCAGAAAAUUAAAAGCCUAGUUUGCUCUGCAAUGCUCAAAGGUCUCAGGAUACUCCAUAGGACCAAGCUGAACUACUUGCCCUGUGACAAUCUCAGUGCUGAUGUGGCAACUGGGUCAUUUUCCAUGGAAAUGUGCACUCUGCCCACUUUAAAUCUUGAUGGAAAUACAACGUUCUCUUCAAUAAUGCAAAAUGUUUGAACAGGAGUGAUUUAUUUAAUUUUAAACCUAAAGCCUUCCAGAUUUCAUAGAGAAGGAGACUAGUGCUGUUCGUCACUAGCUUCACCUUUGGCAAUAAAGAGUCAAAAAUGCAGUAUUAAAAGCAGCCAUGAGUAGAUAAAGCAAAGCUGUCUUUGAUUUAGUAAUAUCUAGUAAUUGAGUUAAUGUAGAAAAUGUGGAUUUUUUAAUAAAGCCCCAGAAUUUCUUCUAGUAUUUGCA